AUGGUGGUUUUCAGAAAGGGUGAUCAUGUGUGGCUGGACACUCAACCAAACAGUGAAUUUAAUGUCCCUAUUGGGGCAGUCGUGAAGGACUCUGACUCAGGACGGAUCUUGCUGGAGGAUGACGAAGGCAAGGAACACUGGAUCACAGCUCGGAACAUGCACAUGGUGCGCCUGAUGCACCCCUCAUCUGUCCAGGGGGUGGAAGACAUGAUCCGCCUCGGCGAUCUCCAUGAAGCAGGCAUGGUGCACAACCUCCUCAUUCGCCACCACGAGCACAAAAUCUAUACUUACACAGGAUCAAUCUUGGUAGCAGUGAAUCCAUACCAGCUGCUGCCCCUUUACACAGUCGAUCAGAUCAGACUGUACUGUAACAAGAGGAUUGGAGAGCUACCACCUCAUGUCUUCGCCAUUGCAGACAACUGCUAUUUCAAUAUGAAGAGGAAUAAGAGAGACCAGUGCUGUGUGAUCAGUGGAGAAUCUGGAGCUGGGAAGACUGAAAGCACAAAGCUAAUACUACAGUUUUUGGCAGCUGUCAGUGGCCAGCAUUCCUGGAUAGAGCAGCAAAUCCUAGAGGCCAACCCCAUUCUAGAAGCUUUUGGAAAUGCCAAGACAAUUCGAAAUGACAACUCAAGCCGCUUCGGGAAAUACAUUGAUAUCCACUUCAAUCAAAAUGGUGUGAUAGAGGGAGCCCGGAUAGAACAGUUUCUUCUUGAGAAGUCCCGGGUUUGCCGGCAGGCUCCAGAGGAGAGGAACUAUCACAUCUUCUACUGCAUGCUAAUGGGGAUGAAUACAGAGCAGAAAAAGAUGCUGAACCUGGGCACUGCUUCAGAGUACAAUUAUCUCACUAUGGGUAACUGCACGUCUUGCGACGGCCGGAAUGACGCAAAGGAUUAUGCCCAUAUCCGCUCUGCUAUGAAGAUCCUCAUGUUCUCAGAUUCUGAACACUGGGACAUCAGCAAGCUGCUGGCUGCAAUCCUGCACCUGGGGAAUGUAGAGUUCGAAGCGGCUGUGUACGACAACUUGGACUGCUCUGAUGUGAUGGACUCACCACACUUUUCAAUCGCAACCAAAUUGCUUGAGGUGGACUCCAGUGAACUCCAGAACAGCCUCACAAACCUCUCCAUCAUUGUCCGAGGAGAAAGUGUGUCCAGGCCCCUGAACAUAGUUCAAGCUGCAGAUGGGAGGGAUGCCUUUGUGAAGGGCAUAUAUGGACGGAUUUUCCUGUGGAUAGUGAACAAGAUCAACUCAGCCAUUUUCAAUCCAACUUCUCAGAAGGCUAGAGACAGACGUCAGUCCAUUGGGCUGUUGGACAUUUUUGGGUUUGAAAAUUUCAGCAAUAACAGCUUUGAGCAGCUCUGCAUUAACAUAGCCAAUGAGCACCUUCAGCAGUUCUUCGUGCGCCAUGUCUUCAAGUUGGAGCAAGAGGAAUACCUUGCAGAGCACAUUGCAUGGAAUAAUAUUGACUUCACUGAUAACCGCCAGGCUCUGGAAGUCAUUGCGCUCAAGCCCAUGAAUAUAAUCUCCCUCAUUGAUGAAGAGAGCAAGUUCCCAAAGGGCACAGAAGCCACCAUGCUUGUCAAAAUCAAUUCCCUCCAUGGCAAAAGUAAAGUCUACAUCCCACCUAAGAGUGUCCAUGAUACCAAGUUUGGUAUCAACCACUUUGCUGGGGUUGUCUUUUAUGAAUCAAAAGAUUUCCUGGAGAAAAAUCGGGAUACGCUGAGUGCUAAUGUAAUGCAAGUGGUUCAUUCCUCCAAAAACAAAUUCCUGAGAGAGAUUUUCCAGGUGGAAAUGACCCAACCUAGUCUGGGACGUGGGACUAUCCGGCAUCUUGGAGCUGACCAGGCCUACAAGGGCUUGGAUACCACCAAACGGCUCUCUACUCUGGGAGGACAGUUCAAACAAUCCCUGGAAAAACUAAUGAAAAUCCUUGAGCAGUGCCAGCCAUACUUCAUCCGCUGCAUCAAGCCAAAUGACUACAAGAAACCACUGUUGUUUGACCGGGAGCUGUGUAUCAAACAGCUGCGAUAUUCAGGGAUGAUGGAGACCAUUCAGAUCAGGAAAGCUGGCUACCCAGUUCGCUACAGCUUUGAGGAGUUCUUUGAGAGAUACAGAGUUCUCCUGCCAUGGUCUCUUCGAAAACAGCUGAAGAAUGAUGCUCGCCAGAGCUGUAUCAGCAUCUCUGAAGCAGUGCUGGGCAAGGAUGAAAGUUGGCAAGCUGGAAAGACCAAGAUUUUCCUUAAAGAUCAUCAUGAUACAAUAUUGGAGCUGCAACGCCAAAAUAUACUCACAGAUAAGGUUCUUCUUAUCCAGAAGAUGAUGAGAGGAUGGAAGGACAGGAAGCAGUUUCUGAAACAGGUUAUGCUGGGUUUCGGGCGACUGCAGGCCCUCUACCGGAGCCGGCAGCUUGCUAAACAGUAUGAAGCAACCCGGGCUUAUAUCAUCAGGCUUCAAGCCAUGUGCCGUGGUUAUCUAAUGCGUCAAAAGAUAGCAGAGCAGAAGAAAGCUGUAUGUAUUAUACAGGCAUAUGCAAGGGGCAUGUUUGCUCGCCGAAUCUACCAGAGGAUGAAGAGGGAGGUAUGCUCACAGAUACCUGCAGAAGCAAGACAAAGGAGGAAUGCUCUUGCCAAUAAACCAAGAAAUCAUGAUGUUAUCAGUGACCAAGAAAUGGUAGAUAAAAUUUUUGGGUUUUUACCUUCUAUGAUUGGAGGCCAAGAAGGACAGGCUCCUCUGGGUUUUGAGGACUUGGAAAUGAAGCUUAACAAGCUGGAUGAGGUGGACCUGGACAUGGUUCCCAUGAGUGUGGAGCUAGAAGAGGAAGCAGAUGGCUUGGAAGAGUACACCUUCCCAAAGUUUGCAGCUACUUAUUUCCAGGGGUCAUCUACACAUACACAUAUUCGGAGACAGCUGCGACACCCUCUGCUCUACCAUGAUGACAAGGACAACAUCCUGGCUUCUCUAGUCGUGUGGGUUAUCAUCCUGAGGUUCAUGGGGGACCUGCCAGAGCCAGCAAUGUUUGCCAAGAAUGCCACCACCAAGAGCAGCUCCAUGAUGACACAGAUACAUGACACCCUUGGCAGGAAAAACCAGGUCCAGUUUCUAGAGCACUCUGGGGUUCUGUUUGGUUUCUUUCAGGUGACAGACCAGCUGAGAAGUGGAGAAGAGGCUUUCCAAGAGGACAGCUCGAUCUCCGAGAGACCUAUGUCCAACCUAGAAAAAGUGCACUUCAUUAUUGGCAAUGCAAUUCUGCGCCCUGCCAUCAGAGACGAGAUUUAUUGCCAGAUUUGCAAACAACUCACUGAAAACAGCAACAGGAGCAGCUAUGCUCGAGGCUGGAUCCUUCUGUCACUUUGCCUUGGUUGCUUUCCUCCUUCAGACAUAUUUGUGAAGUACCUGUUGAAUUUCAUCCACCAUGGGCCCACAGGCUAUGCACCAUAUUGUGCUGAACGUCUGAGACGUACCUAUGUUAAUGGAGCACGGACUGAACCUCCGAGCUGGCUGGAACUUCAGGCAACAAAGCAGAAGAAACCCAUUAUGUUUAAUGUCACCUUGAUGGACGGCCAAAGCAUCACUGUUCCUGCAGACUCUGCUUCCAUUGCCAAAGAGAUCUGUCAGUUUAUAGCAGAUAAAACCAAACUGAAGGAUGUGUUCGGUUUUUCACUCUACAUUGCUGUGUUUGAUAAGGUCUGGUCACUGGGUGGGGGACGAGAUCAUGUCCUGGAUGCCAUCUCUCAGUGUGAACAGCUAGUGAAGGAGCGGGGCACGCACGAACGCAACGCGCCCUGGAGACUCUACUUCCGAAAGGAAAUCUUCACCCCCUGGCACAACUCCCAGGAGGAUCCUAUCAGCACUGAUCUCAUUUACCACCAAGUCAUUCGUGGCAUCCGGUUUGGAGAGUACCGUUGUGAGAAGGAGGAGGAUUUGGUGGAGAUAGGUGCAAAAUAUUGUUACAUCCAGUUUGGAGAUUCCAUUCACAAUGAACUUGUGCAGAAGGUGCUCCAUGACUGUAUCCCAGUGAAACAGCUGAAGUCCAAGCCCCUGGAAAAGUGGGUGAGCCUUAUAACCUACGCACAUGCUAAGGCCCCAUACACACAGGACCGUCUCUCCCGUCAGACUGUGAAGGAACAACUUGUAGAUUUUGCUCGCUUUCAGUGGCCUUUGCUUUUUUCCCGAUUCUUUGAAGUCACUAAGUUUUCAGGUCCCAGCUUGCCCAAGAACCACUUUAUUGUUGCCAUAAAUUGGAAAGGUAUCUGCUUCUUGGAUGAGUCAGAAAAACGGCUCCUUGAGCUGACCUUCCCAGAGAUAACUGGCAUCCACACCAACAGGUGAUCAUUUGGACAGAGUUGCACUCUCAUCACACUUCGUGCCGAGGAGUAUGUCCUGACAUCUGUAAACAGUGUUGUCAUUGCUGAACUGGUGGUCAUGUUCCUUGAAGGACUGAAGAAGAGAUCACGAUUCGCUGUGGCAAUGAAUGAGAAAAAAUCCCAAGAAGACCCUGCCAUCCUGUCCUUCAAGAAGGGAGACUUGCUAAUCUUCACCGAAGACAAAAGGCUGGAUGCAAACUCUGGCUGGAUUUGUGCCCAGAAUGAAAGGACAGGCAAAACAGGAAAUGUAUUUUUGGAAGAGAUCUACAUCAUUCCUUCUCUCACAAAACCUUCUAGUCAAGUUCUGAGUUUGCUGAUGAUGUCUCCAGACCAGAGGAGGACAGCUUCACAGAACUCCUAUGUGGAUGAACCUGAUGAAGAGGAUCUCACAGUGAAGCCUUACACCCUGGAGGAGUUCUCCUAUGAACACUUCAGGACUCCUGAGAAGGAAUCCAUCAGCAAAGCUGUUCUCCAGAAAUCCCGCGGGCGCAGUCAGCUGUGGGCACACUCUAAGGAGCCCCUGAAACAGCCCUUGCUAAAGACAGCAUGCACGGACCCUGAUCUUCGGGAUUUGGCUUGUCAGGCCUUCAUUGCCAUCAUGAAAUUCAUGGGAGACUAUCCCUCAAAACAGGCACACUCCUCUGUGGAAGUCACUGACCAGAUAUUUAUAGCAGCUAUCCAGGAGGAGGUUCUGCGGGAUGAGAUUUACUGUCAGAUUAUGAAGCAACUGACUGACAACAAAAACAGGUACAGCGUGACCAAGGGCUGGCAGCUCCUUUGGCUCUGCACUGGCCUGUUCCCACCCAGCAAGUCGCUGCUGAAACAUGCCCAGAAGUUCAUGGAGACACGUCAGAAAGAGACACUGGCCCUGGAGUGCAGUCGGAGGAUUCAGACAGUGAUGAGGAGCGGCUCCAGGAAGUGGGCACCUCAUCCUGUGGAGGUUGAGGCUAUCUUACAGAACAACACUAAGGUCUCACACAAGAUUUGCUUCCCUAAUGAAACAGAACAGACAUUUGACGUGGGAACAAACACCAAAAUCCGGACUCUGUGUCAGAACAUUGCUUCCAAACUGCAGCUGAGCUCCUGGGAAGGUUUCAGCCUCUUUGUGAAGAUUGCAGACAAGGUGAUCAGUCAGAAUGAAGCAGACUACUUCUUUGACUCACUAAGGCAGGUGACAGACUGGAACAGGAGGAACAAACCAGGGAAAGAUGGAGCUACUAUGUCUGUGGCUUAUGAGGUGUACUUCAUGAGAAAGCUGUGGCUGAAUGUAACUCCUGGGAAGGACCUGAAAGCUGAUUCCAUUUUUCAUUACCACCAGGAGUUGCCGAAGUACCUCAGAGGCUACCACAAGUGUUCCAAAGAUGAAGCCGUCCUGCUGGCAGGGCUGAUUUAUAAAGUGCGCUUCAACAAUGACCGCACACAGCUGGCAACCAUACCCAAAAUCUUGAAGGAGCUGGUGCCAGACAAUCUGGUCCGAGCAAUCUCACCAGAUGAGUGGAAGAAGAGCAUUACUGCAGCAUAUAGCAAACAUGAAGGAAAAACUGUGGAUGAGGCCAAGAUUGCCUUCUUGAAAAUGAUAUACCGGUGGCCAACGUUUGGAUCAGCCUUCUUUGAGGUGAAGCAAACCUCAGAGCCAAAUUUCCCAGAGAUUGUGCUGAUUGCAAUCAACAAGCAAGGCGUCUCACUGAUACAUCAGAAGACAAAGGAUAUUUUAACAGUUUACCCCUUCAAUAAAAUCUCCAACUGGAGCAGUGGGAGCACAUACUUUCACAUGACAAUAGGGAACCUGGUACGAGGAAGCCGGAUCUUAUGUGAGACAUCUCUGGGUUACAAAAUGGAUGACCUGUUAACAUCCUACGUACGCCUGCUAAUGAAUGCUGUAAACAAGCAAAAGAACCUCCCAGCAUGAGAGCAGAAAUAGAACCUACGGUCUAUAACUGUGCCAAACUACCUUUAAUUUCAUCUCCCAGAAGAAAUGCCAUUUAAAAAAUAUUAAUCUUGAUGAUCAGUCUUCUGAUCACACACUGAAUGAACUGUGUGGCUGAAACAUUACCACAAGAGAAGCUCAAGUGAGCAUGUGCUUUCAAGUAUCUGUAACACUUGUCUGUCUGAGAUGUAGUAGAAGAAUUCCAUUCAGAUUUUGGAUUUAGAGAAAGUUUAGCUGGAUUUUAAUGGG
This is a messenger RNA of Egretta garzetta (little egret), 6537 nucleotides long. It is a transcript of the gene MYO7B, whose product is annotated as myosin VIIB. The record is from RefSeq and is a predicted model, not a curated record. Gene Ontology annotation, molecular function: cytoskeletal motor activity; ATP binding; protein binding. The transcript is spliced from 46 exons. Lineage: Eukaryota; Metazoa; Chordata; Aves; Pelecaniformes; Ardeidae. Gene Ontology annotation, cellular component: cytoskeleton; myosin complex.